This is a messenger RNA of Didymosphaeria variabile, 2094 nucleotides long. RefSeq lists its product as uncharacterized. Gene Ontology annotation, cellular component: membrane. The transcript has 2 exons. Lineage: Eukaryota; Fungi; Ascomycota; Dothideomycetes; Pleosporales; Didymosphaeriaceae. The record is from RefSeq and is a predicted model, not a curated record. Gene Ontology annotation, biological process: magnesium ion transport. Gene Ontology annotation, molecular function: magnesium ion transmembrane transporter activity. The coding region runs from base 1 to 2094 and encodes 697 amino acids.
AUGAUGCUCCCACCCACGAGUGUCGCCGCGGGCCCGGCGACAACGACGAGCGAUGCGCCUAGUCCGACAUCGACGAGUCUUAUCCCACCGUACGGGAGCGAGCAGUGGAACUCUUUUAUCGGCAUCAUCACGGCCAUUGUCGGCAACGUCCUCAUAUCCUUCGCGUUGAAUACUCAGAGAUAUGCGCAUAUACGGCUGGAGCGGGAAUGGCAGGCCAAGGAGAGACAGCGGAAGAGGCGGAGCGCGAGUUAUCGUAGUUUGAGCGGGGUGAAGCGGUAUCGAGAUGAGCCCGUAGCAGAAGAUACAGCGAGCGAAGAGGACCCGUUGCUGCAUGCGGCGCCUUCGCGGAAGAAUACGGGAGGGUCAAGGUCGGGGCUUUCGCCAGUGCAAGAGGAGGACGGCGUGGAAGAGGCUGCGUACAAGCAAAAGAGCUAUCUCAAAUCUCCGUACUGGUGGGCAGGUAUCAUCAUGAUGACCUGUGGCGAAGCGGGCAACUUCCUUGCCUACGGAUUCGCUCCCGCGUCCAUCGUCUCGCCGCUCGGCGUCGUCGCUCUGAUCUCGAACUGCAUUAUCGCACCAUUUAUGCUCAAGGAGCCCUUCCGCGCACGAGAUGCUCUCGGAGUGCUGGUUGCUGUCGGUGGGGCUGUCACUGUGGUUCUCAGUGCGAGCGAUAAUAAUCCCAAACUGGGUCCGGACGAGAUCUGGAGCUUGAUCAGUACUUGGGAGUUUGAGACGUACUUUGGGAUAACCGUUGCUGUUAUUAUCGCGUUGCUCUUUGCCAGUAACCGCUACGGCGAUAAGAACAUUUUGAUCGACCUGGGGCUGGUCGGGCUGUUUGGUGGCUACACGGCCCUCUCCACUAAGGGCGUGGCGUCCAUGCUCUCAUAUACGCUUUGGCGCGCAAUCACAUUUCCCGUUACGUAUCUGCUCGUUGCUAUUUUGGUCGGGACUGCGGUCAUGCAGAUCAAGUACAUCAACAGGGCUCUCCAGCGCUUUGAUGCGACGCAAGUUAUACCCGUGCAAUUUGUCCUUUUUACUCUAUCUGUCAUUCUAGGUUCGGCCGUCUUGUAUAGGGAUUUUGAGCGGACCUCGGGAGACGACGCAGGCAAGUUCGUGGGUGGAUGUGCGUUGACUUUCCUUGGUGUAUGGUUGAUAACGAGCGGAAGGCCCAAACGCUUGGACGAAGACGAGGAUAGGGACCCCGAACCGGAAGAUGCGAUUAAUCUUGUAGACGGGGAAAGAUACUGCGACGACGUCAAUGGAACGAACGAAGCAGCCGGAAGUAGUCGACGCUCAUCCACCGUUCGAGCAACAUCACCUCCAAUCAAUACCGACAGAAGACCGCCAACCAGAGAAAUUUCACAAUCAGCCAGCCCCGACAUCACGUUCACGCCUGACGCACUGUCUGAAGACCCCCUAACGUCAGCAGCCGCGCUCGAAGUUCCAUCACCACUCAUGCGGAAUCCGUGGGAGGAUGACGACACCCAUUCCACGUCUUUCGAUCCUCGCCCUGCAGAACUCAGCCGCAACAGUACUCUCUCCACCCCAGUCCUACCUUCACAAACACCAGAGCUACCAGCCGCAUCCACAUCCUCCCCCGAGCUCACCGGCCCACCACGCCCGCAGACUCCUGUCCGACAAAUAUCUGACACAGCCGCUAUCGCACCCACCCCACCUUCCACGCUUGCGCAGCAUCGCCUUCGCCGCAUCGCAACCUCCGAGCGCGCCGGCAGUCGAAAUUCUGUUUCCGGCCCUCUGCUCGCGAGUCCGCUAUCAAACAGUCUAAGCGCUAUGGUCGCGAAUCUGAAAAGGAGCGGGAGUCUCCGCGGGCCGCCGCUGCAGAGAGACACUAACAGCGGCGAUGCAGCGCGGAGACAAAGUGUUCUAGGCAUAGGUGCUGAUGAGGUGAUGGAUAGUCACAUUGGCGAACCGUUGGACCGGCGGCGUACAGCUACGGAUGAAGAUAACAGAAGCCGAGAUGAGCAGACUGGCGGCAGGGCAAGGAGCCUUAGUGGGACGUUGAAUGAGCUCUGGAGGGGGUGGAGGGGACAAUCCGACGGUGAUCUUGAGACGGGGCCACGCGCACCCGAGUGA